UCUUAUCUCUCAACUUUUUAUGUUCCUCGAGAAGAAACUCACUCCUUCCCUGUGGGGGAAUCUUUUUUUUGUUACUUUUUUUUGUUACUUUUUCCCCCACCUCAUAAGUCUUAAAUUGGAAGGCAAAACAUGUAAGCCAGACCAGGAGAGCAGAAGCCUUUUGAGCCACGCAGAACCCUGCUAAUUUAGUAGAACUAAUUAGGAGGCCUGUUGAUAACAGAGCUGCCGUGCCUUUACUCUGCAAAUACUUGUGUUCUCUUUUUGAGUCUAAAGUACACUGAACCCCUAAACACAGAAGAAGCUUCAUGUGCCGAAUGCUUCCAUGAUUAACACAGUGAUAAUGACUUUAAAAAGCGCUUCAAAGUAUUGGUUUGAGUCUCGUCGGGCAAACGUGGGAUUGAACCUUGGCUUCUCAGUUCCAAGAAAACAUCUCAGCAGAUCUUUCAGCAGAUCACAAGUAGCUUCUGUCACAGACGGGCUUCCCACACGUUAUUCCCAAAUCUCAGCCGCUCCCAGAUUUAGCUUCCCCCUCCCAGGAACGUCAGAUCUAUGAGGGGCAGAGAACUGCCUUGUGAUUUUUAGAGAAAACGACGAGAUUCCAGGUUUGCUGGAGGGUGCUGAGCUCACCUGGGCAAUCUCGAUGGAGGGCACCACCAUCUGAGCACUGACCUGACUCUGUUUUAGUUCCAGGGGUGCCCGAGUGACACCGGAGCCAAGAUGAACGUGGGGACAGCACACAGCGAGGUGAACCCCAACACCCGUGUCAUGAACAGCAGGGGCAUCUGGUUGUCCUACGUCCUGGGCAUCGGCCUCCUGCACGUCGUGCUCCUCAGCAUCCCCUUCUUCAGCGUCCCCGUGGUUUGGACUCUUACCAACAUCAUCCACAACAUGAGCAUGUACAUCUUCCUGCACACCGUCAAAGGAACCCCCUUUGAGACCCCGGACCAGGGGAAGGCUCGGCUGCUGACGCACUGGGAGCAGAUGGACUACGGCGUGCAGUUCACCGCGUCCCGCAAGUUCCUCACCAUCAUGCCCAUCGUCCUGUAUUUUCUAACCAGCUUUUACACAAAGUAUGACCGGAUACACUUCAUAAUCAACACCAUCUCCCUUAUGAGCGUCCUGAUCCCCAAACUGCCUCAGUUUCACGGAGUCCGGAUCUUUGGGAUCAACAAGUACUGAAACCCUGUGGCUGGAGAGAACAGAAGAGGAGCAGGGGAGAGGAGGGGGGGGAGGGUUCCUUCUCUCUCUAAUCCUGCUUCCUCACCCCCACGCACACUGGGAUAUAGUUUCACAGCGGCUGUUUCAAUGCAGUAUCCAAUAGACAUAUACCGCAUGCUGGAUCCUCAUGCCCAAUAAGUCUAAACAAGCUCCAGAGUAGAGUUUAGCGCAGAGCAAGGAUGCCUGACGCUGGGUUUUCUCUUAUUCCAGCGUCAUAACUAGAUGCAGAUACACUGAGACUUCAAGGUACAACAAGGAUGAGUUCUGGGGAGAUUGUGUCAUCUGUCCCAGACGUGGAACGAAGAGGACAGGGAUGAGGGGAAAAGCUUUUAGUGCUGGUACUAUUGCUGUGGUAAAUGCACUUUACGAUAUAUUUCCCUUUCUGAAGCUAGGUGCUUUAAGCGCUACGUGGGGGAAAUUCAAAGGGAUACAGCCAGACUUUCCCAAUACUUGAUUGUUUCGGGGUUUGAGUUUCCAUUUUCGGGUGGGCGAGUGGGAGGGGGAGGAGAGAAUGACAGAUUUUUUUAUUUUGCAAUCUUCUUUUACGCCACUGAGAAAGGAAGUUCUUUUACUAAAAACAGUACAGGAAGGAACAACCUGCAAUCUGACAAAGCUCUCAGUUUUCUACGGUACCGUUCGUGUGGUUGAGGAAAAAAAGCUCAAUAGAUCCUAAAUCAUACUUCAUUAUUUUCAGCUUGUACCAGAAUCUCCCUGGGGAACUCUGCUUCCCCACCCCAAAACCCCUAAUUUUUAAGCAUGGUGAGCUCUCAGGAAGUAGAGCUUUGGAUUAAGGGCUGGGGCACAGGUCAUUUUAAUGAUGGACAAUAAAUGCCACUGAGCUCCUUGGCACACAGAGACUGCAUGAGCACAGGAGAAGCUGAUUAAAUGAGAAAAUGAUAGCUGCUCGCUGUAAUCAGGGACUAUAAUUGGAAUUUUUCUCCUCAGUCUCCUAAAUCUGUGUAUGUGUUACUGGGAUUUGCCAGUGGAUUUAACUCCGUAUUGGACUAGAGGGAAGCAAGAGUUUGAUUUCUGGCUCACCUGGAAGUCUGUCACUCAGCUCCAGGCACAAGUGCUGCAGCAGCAGCCCCUGAGGGAGGGAGCUGCAGGAGAGCAAUAGUGACCAGCAGAAGGAUUAUUUAGUAUAGGAACAAAAUUGAGCCUUUUUCCCCUAAAGUUACCAGCCAGAUAAAGCAGGUUCAGAUUUCCUGGCUGAAAUAGUUUUCUAGUGUUCAAAGCAAUCGGUUUUUCUUUUGGGUUGUGUGCCAGAUGAAAUGGGUUUUUUUUUCCCCUCAUGCUUCCCCCGUAGACUCAUGAAAGCCUGUAUUUUUGUUGUCUUAGUGCUUAUAUUGUCUCACACUUUUGACAAUGGUAUAAACAUUUUAAAUAUGCUAUUUUUGUUCCUGCAUUAGCCAAUUCUAGCUUUAGAGGUCAUAGAGGAUAGAGCUGAGUUCUGUUUGAUGGCCUGAGCCUAGGACACGGGUAGGGGAACUUCAGGUUGGCAGAUAAGAUCUCAGGCUACUCCAGGCAUAAUUUUAGGCAAAACUGCUUUACUUCUCUCUCUCAGACUUCCUAUUGGACCGCUGCAGAGAAGGGAAAAACAUUUAGCGUACCUCAGAGGGCUGCUGGAAUGCAUAGAGAAUCAUUACCUAAUACGUUCUGAAAUGUGGAAAUAUUUGAAGUGGAAAAGGGAGUUUUGAAGAAGGUAGGAAGAGAAGGGAGUCCUGCUUGAUACUGUUCUGCAGUGGGGGAGGUUUGACAGAUGUGCAAUGACUUGAUGGGGGGGGUGUUAAACCUUUUAAGCAACAUGACAUAAGGACUGCUGCUUUAGUUAAGGUACUAUAGACCCUAAAGCUAAUAUACUCUUUAAGCUACUAGACAAUGACUUUUGAAAACAGUAUUCUUUUUUUUUCC
This is a messenger RNA of Calidris pugnax (ruff), 3129 nucleotides long. It is a transcript of the gene ORMDL3, whose product is annotated as ORMDL sphingolipid biosynthesis regulator 3. Gene Ontology annotation, cellular component: endoplasmic reticulum membrane. The coding region runs from base 718 to 1179 and encodes 153 amino acids. Gene Ontology annotation, biological process: negative regulation of ceramide biosynthetic process; ceramide metabolic process; intracellular sphingolipid homeostasis. The record is from RefSeq and is a predicted model, not a curated record. Lineage: Eukaryota; Metazoa; Chordata; Aves; Charadriiformes; Scolopacidae. The transcript is spliced from 3 exons.